Symbiodinium natans is the source of this 291-nucleotide messenger RNA. The record is from the annotation of a GenBank genome assembly. Lineage: Eukaryota; Dinophyceae; Suessiales; Symbiodiniaceae.
AUGGCCUUCCGUCGCCCAAUUCUCUGCACCUUGGCCCUUGCUGCCGCGUGCGCGUGGCUCUUGCAGGCGCCAGUUCAGGAGGCCACCUUUGUCGUGCCAAACCGUGCCCUGAGCACUGUGGCACCUGGCAUUGCUGCGGAGAAGACCCCGUUGGUGAUCAUGCAGGCGCUGCCCGAGCCCCGCCCGAACGAUGCCAUGCUCCCUGUCGAGCUUAACCGAACGUCGCUCUACUGGGGCCUGCUCCUGAUUUGCAUUCUCUCGGUCCUCUUCUCCAGCUACUUCUUCAACUGA